UUACUGCACACUCUGAUGAAGCUGAAGAAGGAUGAAAAGUUGAAAAUGUUUCUGAGCCAUCUUAGCCAGGAUUUCCCAGAAUGCUUUACGAGUUUAUCUGAAGAUCCUUCUACACUGGAUAAGUUCAUGAAGAUGAAGAAAUUGUUCAAGAGUCAUAUUGAUAAUUACCCAGAAUGCACUGAGAGCAGGCAGGAGGAUCCUGAGGCCCUGUACAUAGCUGAGAAGAUGUUGGAGGCCUGUGGUAGUGAGGGGUCAUGGAAGAUCACACAUCAUAUCCUGAAGAACAUGAAGCAGAAGGAUCUCUCUGACUCACUGGAGAGAGAUGAGCAGCACAAAAAAACUAUUAAAAGAGCCCAGCAGGCACUGAAAAUUGAUCAGAAGAAGAAGGUUGAAUGCAUAUUUGAAGGUUUCGUGAAGCAGGGUCCCCCAACGCUCCUCAACGAGCUCUAUACAGAGCUCUACAUCACAGAGGGGGGAAGUGGGGCAGUCAAUACUGAACAUGAGAUCAGACAUAUUGAGGCAAUAUCAAAUAGACAGAGGACCCAGGAGACUGCAAUCCCCUGCAAUGACAUAUUUAAGCCUUUACCUGGACAAGAGAAACCUAUCAGAACUGUGCUUACAAAGGGCAUUGCUGGCAUUGGGAAAACCAUCUCUGUGCAGAAGUUCAUUCUGGACUGGGCAGAAGGAAAAGCCAAUCAGGACAUUGAUUUCAUCUUUUCUCUUCCUUUCCGAGAUCUGAAUCUAAAGAAGGAGAGAGAAUUCAGUCUGAUGCAACUUCUCCAGCAGUACUUUCCACAACUGAAAGAGAUUAAAAACAUUGACAACGAUGAAGUCAAAAUUGUGUUUAUCUUUGAUGGUCUGGAUGAGUGCCGACUUGCUCUAGAUUUCCAAAGCAAUGAGAUCUGCUGUGAUAUAACAGAGUCAUCAUCAGUAGAUGUGCUGCUGACCAACCUCAUUAAGGGGAAUCUGCUUCCCUCUGCUCUCCUCUGGAUCACCUCCCGACCAGCAACAGCCAAUCAAAUCCCUCCAGAGUGCAUCCAUCAGGUGACAGAGGUACGAGGGUUCAAGGACCCACAAAAGGAGGAGUAUUUCAGAAAGAGAAUCAGAGAUCAUAACCAGGCCAGCACAAUUCUCUCACACAUAAAGUCAUCCAGGAGUCUCUACAUCAUGUGUCACAUACCAGUCUUCUGCUGGAUUUCUGCUACUGUCCUGGAGACAAUGUUGGGUGAAACAGAGAGUGGAGAUCUGCCCAAUAGUCUGACUGAAAUGUACACACACUUCCUGCUCAUUCAGACUAAUAUGAAGAAUCAGAAGUAUCUUGGCACCAAUCGAAAGAAAAUAUCACUGUCAGAUACAGAAAUGAUCCUGAAACUGAGACAGCUGGCUUUUGUACAGCUGAAAAAGGGCAAUCUGAUAUUCUAUGAAGAGGACCUGAGAGAGAGUGGUAUUGAUGUAAAUGAAGCUUCAGUGUACUCUGGGGUGUGCACAGAGAUCUUUAAAGAGGAAUGUGGAUUAGAUCAGCAGAAAGUCUACUGCUUUGUGCAUCUGAGCAUUCAGGAGUAUCUGGCUGCCUUGUUUGUCUUUCAUUCAUUAGUAAGUGAGAACAGAAAUGUACUCAGUGCAGAUGAAUCAAAACCUUACAGUGACAAAGUGCAGCUGUCCGAGUUACACAAUAGUGCAGUGGAUCAGGCCUUAGAGAGUAAGAAUGGACAUCUGGAUCUUUUCCUCCGAUUCCUUCUUGGUCUCUCUCUGGACUACACGCAGACUCUGUUAGGAGGGCUACUGACACAGACAGGAAGCAGAUCACCUGUACCAGAGCCACUGACACAGACAGGAAGCAGAUCACCUGUACCAGACCCUCAGACACAAACAGGAAGCAGAUCACCUGUACCAGACCCACAGACACAAACAGGAAGCAGAUCACCUGUACCAGGCCCACAGACACUGACAGGAAGCAGAUCACCUGUACCAGGCCCACAGACACUGACAGGAAGCAGAUCACCUGUAUCAGACCCACAGACAAGAAGUAGAUCUGAUAGUAACUCUAUUUUUACUUUCUUUAAAAAAUUACUGCCAUGGACAGGAAGCAAAUCAACUGUACCCGACCCACAGACACAGACAGGAAGCAGAUCAGAGAGCAUUGAGAAAACAGUCAAGUACAUUAAGAUGAAGAUCAGAGAGGAAUCUUCAGCAGAGAGGACCAUUAAUCUGUUCCACUGUCUGAAUGAACUGAAUGACAAUUCUCUAGUGGAGGAAAUCCAAAAUUCCCUAAGAUCAGGAACACUCUCUGAUAAAGAGCUGGAACCACACCAAUGUUCAGCUCUGGCCUUUGUGUUACUGAUGUCAGAGGAGAGCCUGAUUGAGUUUGACUUGAAGACCUACAACACAUCAGCAGCAGGUCAUCAGAGACUGCUACCAGUAGUCAGAAUCUGCAGGAAGGCCAUACUGAACAGCUGUGAACUCACAGAGAAGUCCUGUGAUAUUGUGGCCUCAGCUCUCCAGUUACCAAACUCACCUUUGAGAGAUCUGGACCUCAGCUACAACAACCUGGGAGAUUCUGGAGUGAAGCUGCUCUGUGCUGGACUGAUGAGUCAAAACUGUAAACUCCGGAGACUGGGGUGAGUAGUGAUCUGUA
Messenger RNA from Anguilla rostrata (American eel), 2635 nucleotides. RefSeq names its product protein NLRC3-like. The transcript has 3 exons. Gene Ontology annotation, biological process: intracellular signal transduction. Bases 16 to 2622 code for a protein of 868 amino acids. Gene Ontology annotation, molecular function: protein binding. The record is from RefSeq and is a predicted model, not a curated record. Lineage: Eukaryota; Metazoa; Chordata; Actinopteri; Anguilliformes; Anguillidae.